Messenger RNA from Eufriesea mexicana, 1075 nucleotides. RefSeq names its product ferritin 1 heavy chain (gene Fer1HCH). Gene Ontology annotation, biological process: intracellular iron ion homeostasis; iron ion transport. The record is from RefSeq and is a predicted model, not a curated record. Gene Ontology annotation, cellular component: cytoplasm. Gene Ontology annotation, molecular function: ferrous iron binding; ferric iron binding. Bases 173 to 823 code for a protein of 216 amino acids. Lineage: Eukaryota; Metazoa; Arthropoda; Insecta; Hymenoptera; Apidae. The transcript has 5 exons.
AUUAUUAAAAGAUCGAUGGUUGUUCAUCGUGUUUAGUUCACGCACGUUCUCUUAUCUAGCUUCACUAAAGGCAGCCUUCUAUACCAGUGCGUAUAAAGGUUGCUUUCGAAACGCAAAAUUGCAAAUACUGUCGUGAUUCUUUUUAAAUUAUAGUCUCUGAAAGCAAUUAACGAUGAAGCUGCUUUACGUUUUCCUUGCCACUUUCCUUUGCAUCAGUGGAUCGCUAGGCGGUGGUCUUAAAAAAUGUACACUUAAGUCUACAGAUAUACCAAAGUCAUGGUGGGACAUGGUUGAACCAUGUAUUAAAAUUUUGGAAUCUCAAGUGAAAACUGAAAUUGAAGCUGCUAUGACUUAUCUUGCAAUGGGUGCUCAUUUUGCUCGUGAUACAAUUAAUCGUCCUGGAUUUAGUAAGUUCGCCUUUGAUGCUGCCAAUGAAGAAAGAGAACAUGCAAUAAAAAUUAUUGAAUAUCUAUUAAUGCGUGGUCAAUUAACAAAUGAUGUUAGCAAACUUUUGAAAUUCCCUUUGAAACCAUUGCGUGAGAACUGGAAUAGUGGUCUUGAUGCCCUUAAAACUGCUCUUGCCUUGGAAGUUAAUGUUACACGUAAUAUUCACGAUAUUAACAAAAAAUGUGAAAAGCCAGACCCUCUCACAUUUAAUGACUAUCAUUUGGUAGACUAUCUCACUGGAGAAUUUCUAACUGAACAAUAUAAAGGACAGCGUGAUCUUGCUGGAAAAAUUUCAACUUUGGAUAAAAUGAUGGGAAUGCAUGGAGCAUUAGGAGAAUUCUUAUUUGAUAAAAAACUUUUGAACAAUGAACUUUAAUUUGUACUUGAAGCAACAAAAAACUUAUUCCAGCAAGUGUAUAUGAAAUUAUGACCAUGUUUAGAAUGAACCAUAUAACUUAGGUUAAUUUGAUUUUAAGUUAGUAUAAAAGAUAAAUUUUGUUCUAUAUAAAAUAUUUUUCUAAAUGUGGUCUGUAAUAUAGACGUACAAGAAACCCUGUUUACAAAUGUUUGUUAAACUAUAAUAAAUAUAUUACUCUUACCAAAUAAAUGAAUGUUUUAAGAUUCAUAA